Nannizzia gypsea CBS 118893 is the source of this 282-nucleotide messenger RNA. RefSeq lists its product as hypothetical. The transcript has 2 exons. Lineage: Eukaryota; Fungi; Ascomycota; Eurotiomycetes; Onygenales; Arthrodermataceae. The coding region runs from base 1 to 282 and encodes 93 amino acids. The record is from RefSeq and is a predicted model, not a curated record.
AUGGGUGUUUUCAGUCGUCUUUUGCCGGUGAUCCUCAUGGUCCUGCUGGUUGUCGCGCUUGCAGCCAUCGGCCUAGUGGUAUACAGCAUCGCCAUGGAUGUGAAGGAUAACACAAAGAAGAAGAUGGAGAAGAAGAACGUAGCGUUUUCAAGAGACGGCGCCAAGGUCGGUGUCAAGGAGAUGCAGGCUGAGGAAUACCAGGACAGAACACAGAGUGUCCUCGUCAACAUGUGGGAGAAUUCUGGUAAUGGUCAGACCAGGGGAAGAAAGAAGAAGGCUUGA